AUGUCAGACAACAACCAACCUUUGCCACCGGUUUCCAACUCCAUUCUGGAGCACAUUGGAAAGACUCCACUUGUUAAACUUAACAGAAUACCCAAAAUUCUUAAUUUGAAACCACAGGUUUAUGCUAAAGUUGAACUGUUCAACUCAGGUGGUUCCAUCAAGGACCGUAUUGCUCUGAGAAUGGUUGAGCAAGCUGAGAAAGAGGGUAGAAUCAAGCCAGGGUACACGCUAAUUGAGCCAACGUCAGGUAACACUGGUAUUGGUCUGGCAUUAGUAGGUGCAGUCAAGGGCUACAGAACUAUUAUCACUCUUCCAGAGAAAAUGUCUAAUGAAAAAGUUGCUGUGCUGAAAGCUCUCGGGGCUGAAAUUAUAAGAACUCCAACCGAGGCUGCUUGGGAUUCCCCAGAGUCUCACAUUGGUGUUGCAAGAAGGUUGGAGAAAGAAAUUCCAAAUGCUGUAAUCUUAGACCAGUAUGGUAAUGUUAACAAUCCAGAUGCCCAUUUCUACACCACUGGUGCGGAAAUCUGGGAUCAGACUAAUGGUAAAGUUACCCACGUUGUUGCUGGUGCAGGAACUGGAGGUACGAUUACAGGUAUUGCCAAAUUUUUGAAGUCUAAAAACCCUAAUAUUCAAAUUAUCGGUGCUGAUCCUCAUGGUUCCAUUCUAGCUCUUCCUGAAUCAUUGAACACUAGUAAUGAGCAAUACAAAGUUGAAGGUAUUGGGUAUGACUUUAUCCCAGAAGUUUUGGAUAGAGAAAUUGUGGACACUUGGUACAAAACAGAUGAUAAGGAUUCCUUCAAGCUGGCCAGGCAAUUGAUUUCUGAAGAAGGAAUUCUAGUUGGAGGAUCUUCCGGCUCUGCGCUUUCUGCUGCUGUUAAAAUAAUCAAUGAUGCCAAGCUUGAUGAAAGUGCUGUAGUUGUUGUCGUUUGUCCAGACAGUAUCAGAUCUUAUCUAACCAAGUUCGCUGAUGAUGACUGGAUGAAACUCAAUGGAUUCACUGAAGACGAGCCUGCACCUCUCAAAAGGAAGUCCAGCUUUUCAAAGGACACUCUGUCGUCCUAUACGAUCAAAGAUUUGGCGCUCAAACCUGUGGUCUCUGUCACCAUUGACGAUUCAAUUGAAUCCACAAUUAAUAUCCUUCAAACCAAGGGUUUUGAUCAGUUACCAGUGUUGAAGAACGAUAAGCUUGCUGGUAUUGUCACUCUGUCUCAAUUGUUACGAUUACUUUCUAAUAAGAAGAUUCAUCUUACUUCCAAGGUAGAAUCUGCCUACUUUGAUUUUUCCAAGCUUGAAAACUUUGAAAAAUCUUACAACAUUAACAAGGAGUCAACAAACAAGAGAAGAGAAUACCAGAAGAUCACUACUAGCACCACGCUGGCCAAAUUGAACAAGUUUUUUGAGACCAGUUCAGCUGCUAUAGUAGAAAAUGAUAAGGGUCAACCGAUCCACAUCGUUUCCAAGGUUGAUCUGCUUUCUUUCUUAGCCUCCAAAGGAGAGUUUAAUUAA
Molecule: messenger RNA, 1506 nt
Organism: Komagataella phaffii GS115
Lineage: Eukaryota; Fungi; Ascomycota; Pichiomycetes; Pichiales; Pichiaceae
Product: Cystathionine beta-synthase, catalyzes the synthesis of cystathionine from serine and homocysteine
Exons: 1
Coding region: 1-1506 (501 amino acids)
Cellular component (GO): cytoplasm
Molecular function (GO): cysteine synthase activity; cystathionine beta-synthase activity
Source: RefSeq, a predicted model, not a curated record